This is a messenger RNA of Plasmodium cynomolgi strain B, 1052 nucleotides long. Its product is annotated as proteasome subunit beta type 1. The record is from RefSeq and is a predicted model, not a curated record. The transcript is spliced from 4 exons. Bases 327 to 1052 code for a protein of 241 amino acids. NCBI's taxonomy places the organism in Eukaryota, Apicomplexa, Aconoidasida, Haemosporida, Plasmodiidae. Gene Ontology annotation, cellular component: proteasome core complex.
GGGGUUUAAAAAAAAAAAAAUUACCAUCCUAGGUGAGAAUAGCUUUCCAAGCAGUUCACUGCACUUCGAAAAAAAGGCGCACAAAAGGGGAAUCACAAAAGGGGAAUCACAAAAGGGGAAUCACAAAGGAAGGAUCACAAAGGAGGGAUCACAAAGUGCCAUCACAAAGUGGCAUCACAAAGGAGUUAUUUUCUUUGUGUGGAAAAGGAAAAUCCCAUUGCGACGGCUCACCGUUUCGCCCAUUCGCAUGUGAGCGAGAAGUGCCAGCAAGGCAGCUACCCAGAAGAUAACCCUUUCUUCUCAUCCAAGCACUCCCACCCACCAAGAUGGAAAUCCUGCCGCUAAGUGACCACUCAGGAGAGAAGAAACCAGAGGAGAGGGAAGCCGCAGUGGAACAUGGCCGCGGGUUCAAGCGAUGGAACCCUUAUGUCGACAAUGGAGGAACCGUUAUCGGAGUGACCGGCAAGGACUACGUCAUCUUGGCCGCAGACACAAGACUCUCCCUGUCCUACUCAAUUUACACGAGACACUGUCCCAAAAUAUCAAAACUAACGGAUAAAUGCAUUAUCGGCUCCUCUGGGAUGCAGUCCGACAUCAAGACGCUGCACUCAUUGCUGAAGAAAAAAAUUGAACUCUUCGUGCUGGAGCACGCGCACUACCCGGACAUUCACGUCAUAGCGAGGCUGCUCUGCGUGAUUCUCUACAGCAGACGGUUUUUCCCCUACUACACGUUUAACCUGUUGGCGGGAGUGAGUAACGAAAACAAAGGAGUUCUUUACAAUUACGAUGCCAUUGGAUCCUACUGCGAAGCAACACACUCCUGUGUUGGAAGCGGAUCGGCACUGAUCCUUCCAAUAUUAGACAACCGAAUGGAACAGAAGAACCAGCUAAUCAAAAACCUAAACUUCAACUUGCGGGACGACAUCGAUUUUGUUAAGGAUGCUAUUACGUCAGCCACGGAGAGGGACAUAUACACAGGAGACAAAACAGAGAUCUACAUUAUCGACCACAUGGGUGUCAACACCACCACGCUGGAGCUGAAGCAGGAUUAG